Messenger RNA from Leopardus geoffroyi (Geoffroy's cat), 2039 nucleotides. RefSeq names its product PHD finger protein 23 (gene PHF23). The record is from RefSeq and is a predicted model, not a curated record. Gene Ontology annotation, biological process: positive regulation of protein ubiquitination; negative regulation of autophagosome assembly; negative regulation of autophagosome maturation. The transcript has 5 exons. Bases 232 to 1443 code for a protein of 403 amino acids. Lineage: Eukaryota; Metazoa; Chordata; Mammalia; Carnivora; Felidae.
GAGGAGGAGGGAGCAGGCGGCCGGCGGCGCGGGGGGAGGGGGCCCGGUCCGGGAGUGCGGGAGGCAGGGGUAGAGGGAGGUGGCGGCAGCGGCUAGCGGACUCGAGUCAUUACCAGGCCGAGGCAGACACCUCUGUGGAGCGAGGCAGUAGGAGCACCGAGCACCGGAGGCGGCACCGGGAUCCCCGGCUCAGGGGAGGGGGGCGCCGGACCGGGAGGAGGGGAGGGGGCGAUGCUGGAAGCCAUGGCGGAGCCCAGUCCCGAAGAUCCACCUCCGACCCUUAAGCCAGAAACUCAGCCACCAGAGAAACGUCGGAGAACAAUUGAGGACUUCAACAAAUUCUGCAGUUUCGUGUUGGCCUAUGCCGGUUACAUUCCCUCUAGCAAAGAGGAAAGCGACUGGCCAGCCUCAGGCUCCAGCUCUCCUUUGCGAGGUGAGAGUGCGGCAGACAGUGAUGGCUGGGACUCGGCCCCCUCAGAUCUCCGAACCAUCCAGACCUUUGUUAAGAAAGCAAAGUCAUCCAAGAGAAGGGCGGCUCAAGCAGGCCCCACUCAACCAGGACCCCCAAGGUCCACUUUUUCUCGUCUGCAGGCCCCUGACAGCGCGACCCUGCUUGAGAAGAUGAAGCUCAAGGACUCGCUCUUUGAUCUAGAUGGGCCCAAAAUGGCGUCUCCACUGUCCCCCACUUCCCUGACACAUGCCUCCCGGCCCCCUGCUGCUCUCACCCCGGUACCCCUUUCCCAGGGGGACCUCUCCCAACCUCCUCGAAAGAAGGACCGAAAGAACCGAAAGUUGGGGCCGGGAGGGGGGGCUGGCUUUGGGGUGCUCCGGAGGCCUCGGCCGGCUCCCGGGGAUGGGGAAAAGAGGUCUCGAAUUAAGAAGAGCAAGAAACGGAAGUUGAAAAAGGCAGAGCGGGGGGAUAGACUCCCACCUCCUGGGCCUCCCCGGGCACCCCCCAGUGACACAGACUCUGAAGAGGAGGAGGAAGAAGAGGAAGAGGAGGAGGAGGAAGAGAUGGCAGCAAUGGUGGGGGGUGAAGCCCCCGCCCCCGUGCUGCCGACACCCCCAGAGGCUCCUAGGCCUCCUGCCACGGUGCACCCCGAAGGAGCCCCUCCCACUGACAGCGAAAGCAAGGACGUGGGGAGCACGGAAACCAGCCAAGACGGAGACGCCAGCUCCAGCGAAGGCGAGAUGCGCGUCAUGGACGAGGACAUCAUGGUGGAAUCAGGUGAUGACUCAUGGGACCUGAUCACGUGUUACUGCCGAAAGCCCUUUGCAGGGCGGCCCAUGAUCGAGUGCAGCCUGUGUGGGACAUGGAUCCACCUGUCCUGUGCGAAGAUUAAGAAGACCAAUGUCCCCGACUUCUUUUACUGCCAGAAAUGCAAGGAACUGCGGCCAGAGGCCCGGCGGUUAGGGGGGCCUCCCAAAUCGGGAGAGCCGUGACCUCGCCAUCUCUCGGCUGGGACUUCCAAAUGACGACAGGACUUGGGAACUGAGCCUCGGGGUCCUCAGUAUGUCCCCUGGAGCUUGGAUAUUGUCCCACUUCAAAGGCAGGAACACCCGAGGGAGGCUGGUUUGGAAAUGAGUGUCUCGGCUCCAACCUUACCUUUCCUUCCCACCUUGUGGACUUGAACGUGGACCCAUUACGGUUGGGGGUGGGAGGCCGUCUGGGUCCCUCGACGCUUCAUUUCUGCCCCUGAGACCUGCCACCCCUCACCUUGUGGGCCAGCGUUGGAAUUGGGGUGGAACGGGACAGUUGUCUGUAAAACUCGAGUGUAAAUACAGCACCCCCCUCCCCUUCCUCGUCUUUUCUCUCACUCCCCAUUUAUUCUACACCGGUUGUAGUUUUAAUUUCGGCCUUCCCCUUUCGGGCAGGGCAGCUCGGAGGUGGAGGGCCAACCAGAGCCUGGCCGAGGGGAGGAAGGAAAACAGAAAGGUGACGGGACUCACUCACCUCUUUUGUUUUUAAUACCGUCGGCCAGCUGUUUGUACAGACAGCCUGCGUGUUGUAAAUAAAGCGGAGUGGGCUCUUUUGUGUU